UCAGAAAUAAUGUCUUCAGCAGUACUAGAAAACCACCCAUCUUCAUUAAAAAUGCCAAAUCAACGGAGUAAUAAUCGUCGAACGUCGAAUAAUUUUAGUACAAUUUCCCAAAAGAAAUUUAAACACGAUAGAAGUGGAAGAAAACGUUCAAAAAGUUUUUCAGGCGGUGGUCCUAUGAAAAUGAAAAGUAUGAAACCGGUGUUACCAACAAAAUUUCUUUUAGGAGGAAACAUAAACGAUCCGUUAAAUUUAAAUAGUUUACAAGACGAAGAUAUAAACCGAGCAAUGAACGCCGUAACACCAAAAUCCUCUCCAAUUCCAACACCACCGCGAAGAAAAGGUCAAGUUGAAGUAAUCAUACCACCGAAUAUAAACGAUCCAUUAGAUUUAAUUGGUUGUGCGGAUGAAGCGGAAUUCGAACAACAAUUAUGUUCACCGAUUAAAAAAGGACGAAAAAAGCGAUUACGAAAAAAACGAACAAUGUCCGCGACAGUUUGUUCAAUAACGGAAAUAAAUUCCGCAGCUAAUAAUGAUGAUAUUGGUGGGACAUCCUCGUCUGAAGCGAAAACGCCAGAAUCAAGGCGAGAUUCGGCGAAAAUACCGGAAGGAUCUGAAGUAACAACGGUGGAGAAUGAAAGCGAAGGAUUAAUAACGGAAGUUAAUUUAAUAAAUCGCCCGGUGAUAAUUAAUAAAGAAUUGAAUUUAGAUCUAUCACCGAAAAAAGACAAGAACAAACGGAAAUCUGAUGAUCACAAAGAAAACGUGAAAAAAAUGAAAUACUCUAUGGAUAAAAUUGUUAGCCCGGUUAUUCCGCAACCUGGAGCUUGGUUAAAACGAAGUAAUAGUCAGGCGAUUAGGCACGUUAAGCCUGCUAGAGCUCCAGUUGAUCAGAAUCAUAUGCCUAAGUUUAAAGAAAAAAAUAAACAAUAUCAAUAUGGAAAUUAUAAUAGAUAUUAUGGUUAUAGAAAUCCAAAUAACGAGUUAGAUCCAAGACUGAGGUGCUUCUCGUACCAUCACGAUUUGUUCGAAGGCAAAGACAUUUUAGACAUAGGUUGUAACAUCGGUCACAUCACGCUGUCAGUAGCCAGGGAUUUCGGAGCGAAAAGUAUCGUCGGCCUGGAUAUCGAUAAGUCCUUGAUAGGCAUAGCGCGUAAGAACGUAAAAUAUUACGUUAGUAGCGCCGAAUCGCCUCGAAAUAACGACGAUCCCUCAUUCGUCGAUUUGACAGCCGGUCCGACAUUUUUUGUUAAUUCAGCAAAAAUCGAUCAUAAUGAUCAUGAUGAUAUUGGGAAAAGUAGUGAGUUAUAUCCCAUAUCGAUGCCUAUACUAUAUGGGCCUAUUGAUAUUCCAGGACUCAGUGAGAACAAACGCAAGGAACAUGGUUUUCCCUACAAUGUCAGUUUCGUACAAGGAAAUUACAUUUUGGACGAUGAAACUUUGUUAACGAUGGAGCAGCCGCAGUUCGAUGUGAUCUUGUGUUUGAGCGUGACCAAAUGGUUCCACUUAAAUUGGGGCGAUGCAGGAAUUAAACAAAGUUUUAGGCGGAUGUACGCACAACUUAGACCCGGAGGGAAACUUAUUUUAGAACCGCAAAAUUGGUCAAGUUAUAAGGGAAAGAAAAAGUUAACUGAAGAAAUCUAUAAAAAUUACAACUCGAUAGAAUUUUUCCCCGAAAAAUUCACACAAUAUCUUCUAUCGCCGGAAAUUGGAUUCGCCAAAAGCGAGAUUCUAGGAUUUCCUCAGCAUCAUUCGCGCGGUUUUCAACGGCCGAUUCAAGUGUUCACGAAGAGUACCAUGUUUCCCAGUGAAAGAGUCGAAGGACCUUUAAAUCCCGAAUUCGACCCGAAAGUUUACGCCCCAGUUAGUGAUAUUGACUAUUCCAGUUUAUCGCAAGAUUUCAGUCCUCGUGAAACGAAUCAUCAUAAUAACUGCGUCUCGAAGACCUCCAACAACUCCAAUUCUAUGAAUACUUCAAAAACGUUAACGCAGGAAGAACGUCUAGUUACGAACAAUACUUAAUUUUGAAUUAAUUCUUUUUUUUCUCUUGCCAUUUUUGCAUCUUAAAAAAACAAUCUUUACAAAAAUUUCAUUGUUAAAAAGCAUCCAUUCAUUUAUCAUUUUCUUUCCUUGUACAUUUUCUUCUUGUACAUAUACCAAGAAAUUGUUUUUUUUUUUUCAAUUUUUUUUAUAUGUUUUGCUUUGUAAAU
This is a messenger RNA of Onthophagus taurus, 2207 nucleotides long. Lineage: Eukaryota; Metazoa; Arthropoda; Insecta; Coleoptera; Scarabaeidae. The record is from RefSeq and is a predicted model, not a curated record.